Messenger RNA from Ascoidea rubescens DSM 1968, 2994 nucleotides. RefSeq names its product Tel2p (gene TEL2). The record is from RefSeq and is a predicted model, not a curated record. Gene Ontology annotation, cellular component: cytosol. The transcript has a single exon. The coding region runs from base 1 to 2994 and encodes 997 amino acids. Gene Ontology annotation, biological process: telomere maintenance via telomerase; protein stabilization. Gene Ontology annotation, molecular function: Hsp90 protein binding; telomeric repeat DNA binding. NCBI's taxonomy places the organism in Eukaryota, Fungi, Ascomycota, Saccharomycetes, Ascoideales, Ascoideaceae.
AUGAAGGAGCUUCUCACUGCCAUUGAGUCCUUGAAGGACCAGCUUCCCUUGCAACGUCUUGAUGUGGUGCUUACGUCCUUUAUUCACAACAGAGAGGUCUUGCUGCAGUCUCGCUCCAUCAACUUCAAGCUUGUGUCUACCCUUCUCUCUCACACUGUUCCCCGGCUAUACCCUCUAGUAGCUGAUGAUGGCCUGUCUAUCAAACCAAAAAUUGUUUCUUUGCUAAACAACUUGGUUGGCUUGAAUCAUGUCUUGAACUGUUUAUCUCUAUUGAAUGCCAGCUUUCUGGACGAUUCUUGCAACCCUGAUAGCUCGUUUGUUUUGAUGAGCUCCUACUUGGACAUCAUACUGCUGAUUAUAGAAGAAUCAAAUGACCAUCUAGUAUCCAGCUAUUUGCACAGUCAAAAAUACUCAAAUCAAUCAACCUAUAAUUUAACGUUUAACGAAAUUAAGUCCAUUUUUUUUGGUUCCAGAUUAUUCCAAAUAGUCAACAAUUCGGUUAUGAUAUGUGAAAGGCGCAAUAGACAUAUCCUGAUUAACAACCUAGCGAUAUUUCAUGAUGUAGAACUGUUUUUAAAAACUUUUUUGAUCAACCAAAUGCACUACUUAAUGACAAACCAAGUUAAUUUUAAUUUAAAUAACAAUUAUUCAAAUUUGGUUCAAUCUUUUCUUUAUUUGCAUCCAGUGGCUUCAUCCAUAUUAUUUGACAACAUGCUAAUUAGCAAUGUAAACAAUUUAAACUCAUUUAUUAAUUACUACAAUAAAAUCACUUUAAAUCAAAAAAUGAGCUUAAAUUAUCUUUUGCCAUAUCUUUUCAAAACUUAUCCUACCUCUCCAAUCCCAUUAAUUUACUUUUUUCACAAGUUCAGUCUCAACAAUCAUUCAGUAAUUGUUCCUUCCAUUUUUGACAACUUAUUAAACAAUUCCCUUCAUUCUCAAAUCAUUAUUUUUACUUCAUUUGUAUUAAAUUCAAAAUCAUCCAAUAAUCAUCUUCAAUUGUUUUCAGACAUUAUUCAAUCUUAUUGGGCUGAUCCUAAUUUUAUCAAAAAGCUGUCUUUGAUUAACCAAGAAAUCUUAGCAAGAUUUUUGUUGGUAUUUUUAAAUUUUUUCAAAAUUUCAAUUAAACUAGACAUUCAGAAUAAUAACGAUUUAAAUUUAUUUUUCUUUUUAAAACACUUUUUAUUAAAUCAAAAUCUACUUUUCUCAGUAAAUGAAAGGCUCAAUUUACCCAACGAAAAACUUAGAUUUCUUGGUAUGAUAAUAAUACAAGAAAUUUCAUCUAUUAUUUCAAACACCAUUUCACAAAAUACUAUCGACUCUACUCUUGAUGAGGAUUUUGUCUCAAUCGAUUUCCACAUUAAUCAAUUAAUUUCCUAUAAAACAGAAUUACUAAAUUUUAACAAAGGUAUUUAUCAAAAGGACUUAUCUCAAGAUUUUAAUAUCUUCACAAAUGAUUUAUUGAAUAAUAAAUAUUACAAGAAUAUUGAUAGCGAUCAGUUUAUUUUAAAUUAUAUAACUAGUAAAAAUCCUCGAAAUAUCGAAAAUCAACUGCAAACCCAACUUGAAACUAAACUGGAAACUCAAGCUCUUAAUCUUGAAAAACUAUCACUAAAUAACAAUUCAUCAAUCACUCCUCAAAAAUCUUACAAUUAUUUUGAUUCGGAUGAUGAAGACCUCAACGAUGCUGAAUACAAUUCUGAUGACUAUGAUGACCCUUCUAUCAUCAUAAAUAAAAAUUCAAAACCAAUGAAGCCCGUUUAUAUAAAAGAUUUGAUUUCAUAUUUAAACGACGAUUCUUCUCUAGAAAAACGAAGGAUUGCUUUAAAGGAAUGUGCCAACUUGUUGAGAUUUAAGAAUCAAUUUUCAGAUGAAAUCAAUUUUUAUUCUGUUCAGUUAGCUAGACUGCUAAUGAAUUUGACCUCGGACAAAUUUAAUUUGAAUAAAGAAAAUGAAAACGAUGUUGAUGUUGAUGUUGAUAAAGGGUUUAACUUUGAGGAACUAAGACUAAAAUCUUUAGUAUCUUGCAUAAUUUCAAAUGUUGAACAGGUCCCAGAAGUAUUAAUAAAACUAAUUUUCACUGGUGAUUUUUCUAUUCAGCAAAGAAUAUCUAUACUAAGUUCUCUUAGUUUAGCAGCAAGAGAAUUGAGAGGUUUUAAUGAUAAUGUUGCCUAUAACUCCAACACAAUAAAAAGUUAUUUUCCAACAAAAACUUUACCAAAGCAUCUUCAUGAUCAAUUCUUGUUAUUAGAUGAAGAUUAUCGUUUAAAAAAUAACCCUUCUCAAAACCUUUUGCCCUUAAAUUCUGGUGUUGAAAUUUUAUCAGCAAAAGUCUCUGACGACCUUAUGAUUUCUGGUCAGAAAAGGGUCAAAGAUGAGUUAAUCAAACAAAGCUACAGCUCUGAAACUGAUAAUACUAUGUUGAAAGAGGUGGGAAAAGUCUUAAGAGUAUCGUCAGUUUUACAAAAGAAAAAUAAUUUGGAAAACAAAUUCAAUCUACACCAUUUAUCAAACAUCACUGAUAAAUACUCAAAAAUUGCGGGAAAAUACUUUUUUUUCCCAUUAAUCGGUUUAUCCUUCAAUGUCUUUAAAAACGUUAAACUACACUCAAAACUUGAUACUUUUUCUGUAUUAUUUACAAGUCAGUUAGUAAAGACUUUAGGCUUACUUUUGCAUGCGUCUUAUCCCAAAAGUACCGAUCUCCAAGAAAUGAUAAAAGAACUUUUUGAUGUAUUAAAUUUAUUAAAAUUCGUGGCUCAAAAUGACACAAUUCUAGAAGCUCAUUUAUUUUGCUUAUCCAUUAUAUUAGAAAAUACAAAUGAAGAUAUUUUGGUUAAAAACCAUUCCAAAGUUUUAUUAAACUAUAAAGACUGGUUGGAACACAAAAUCAAAGACACAAUUAAGGAUGAUAAAAUCAAUUUACUAUUUUUUAAUUGUUUGGUUUAUAUAAAUAAUUUAAUUGAAAAGUACAAAGUUUCUUUUUUGAUACAAAUUUGA